Bactrocera dorsalis (oriental fruit fly) is the source of this 5418-nucleotide messenger RNA. RefSeq lists its product as uncharacterized. Gene Ontology annotation, biological process: protein phosphorylation; regulation of clathrin-dependent endocytosis; positive regulation of Notch signaling pathway. The record is from RefSeq and is a predicted model, not a curated record. Lineage: Eukaryota; Metazoa; Arthropoda; Insecta; Diptera; Tephritidae. Gene Ontology annotation, molecular function: AP-2 adaptor complex binding; ATP binding; protein serine/threonine kinase activity. Gene Ontology annotation, cellular component: cytoplasm.
AAGGAACAUGAUCAAAGCAAACUGGAAGAUUGACAGACGGAUUAGAACUGUCAAUGUCAGCUAGCAAAUUUUGUGAUUUGUUCGCGAUUGCUGGCAGGUGAAAAUAUUCGAUUAUUGCGAUUUUCUUUUGAAACAUUGCCAGAGAAGUCUUAACAAUUUGAAACAUUAAACAUCAAAUUCGGCUAGGAAGUGCAUAUUACUUUGUAGGUUUAAUAAACAAAUCAUCAAGAAAUUACACAAAAAAUAUUGUAGUAGUUGCAAAAAGUACAAGGGAAAAUCGAAGUAAAACGCAAAAAAAUAAAACUUUCUUUUCUGCCAUUAAAAUUGGCGAAAGCAAAGCAGCUGUUGGAUUAAGCAGUGACUUUGAAAAAGUGUCAAUAAUAUAGUGAAAACGAAGUAAAAGUAUUUCAGUGCAUUCUAUAUAUACUAGAUCCGUCAGGCUGUCGCCGGAAAGAAGCGGUGCAUUCACAACUUGUGGGCGUUUCGUCAUCAUAGUCAGUUAACGCUGCCACCACCGUCGCCGUAACGCAUGACUCGUUACCCACUUCGGGUGGAUGCGCAAUUCAUUUUGCAAUAGCAAGACAACCCAUUAUCAACGUGUAAUUUUUUACUAUAUCUGCUGUGCAGCAUCCGCAAAGUUUCCAUAUUUGUGGUUGACAGUUCCGCCACCUUAGUGUGGUCAACCAAUUGUCAUCAACAUGAAGAAGAUCUUUUCAAAAUUCGAUAAAAAUGAAAAAUUGGAUAACUCGCACAAUCACUCCACAUCGAAGGAGACCAACAGUUUUGUUGGUAAAGUAUUUACAGUGGGACGUGUAAGUGUGACCGUGGAAGAUGUGCUCGCUGAAGGUGGUUUUGCCAUGGUCUUCCUCGCUAAAGCGAACACAGGCAAUACAAAAUAUGCGCUGAAGCGUAUGUAUGUGAAUAACGAGCACGACUUGAACGUGGCCAAGAGGGAGAUUCAGAUCGCUAGUAAUCUAAGCGGUCACAAGAAUAUUAUAGGCUACGUAGACUCGAGCAUUACGCACACCGGUAACGGUGUAUGUGAAGUACUGUUGCUCAUGCCCUACUGCAAGCAGCACAUGCUGGCCAUGAUGAAUGCAAGAUUGCAGGUUGGCUUUAACGAACAGGAAGUUCUCACCAUAUUCUGUGAUAUUUCAGAGGCAGUGUCACGCUUGCACUAUUGUCAAACCCCAAUUAUCCAUAGGGAUUUGAAAGUUGAGAAUAUACUGCAGAAUGAUGCUGGUAAUUUUGUACUCUGCGAUUUUGGCUCAGCCACAGGAAAAGUUUUGAAUCCGCAACAACAUGGCGUCACAUUGGUUGAAGAGGAAAUCCAAAAGUAUACAACAUUAUCGUAUCGUGCGCCCGAAAUGAUCGAUCUCUAUUCUGGUAAAAGUAUUACAACUAAAGCGGAUAUCUGGGCACUUGGUUGCAUGCUAUACAAAUUGUGCUUUUUCAAUUUGCCCUUCGGCGAAAGUACAUUGGCCAUACAGAAUGGUCAAUUCUCCAUACCAGACAAUUCCAAAUACUCAAAAGGCAUGCAUCAAUUGAUUAAAUAUAUGCUCGAACCCGAUAUGGAUAAGCGACCGAAUAUUUGGCAAGUGUGCGAAGUGGUAUUCCGAUUGGCUGGCAAAGAGAAUCCAGUACAAAAUUUGCACAAAUCUCCACCACCAAAUUUCGAACAACUCGUCAUCCCUCCAUUUGAGUCCGAAGCGAAACGCUUAUCUGCUGUUGCCGCAUCAAAAACACCUAAGCCUCAAAGUGUGCCGAUCGUCGAGUCCGGUACGAGUGUAGCGCCUCGUCAACGCCCGAAAGGUUCCACUGCUGUACAUGGUCCAAAUCCACUGGGUCUUGGAUUGCCGCCAAGUCCAUCGCCACGCAAUAAUAUAACAUCGCCACAGCCACAACAACAACCGAUAGUUGAACAAUUUCAAGCGAAUUUUCCACAAUUGGCACCACCAGUUGUGCCACCACAACCAAUACAACAACAGGCAGCAGCAACAACAACCGUGUCUGCAGCCACAGUAGUCAUGCCGGCAACAACACCACAAACCUCUACUAUUGUAGUUGCCGCAACUCCCACAGUUGCACCACCACCACUACCACAACUAACACAACAAACUGUCAACCAAACCGGUAUAACCAACACGGCAGCAAUCGCAGCACAACAGCAACAACAGCCGCCGCCUGAAGUGCUGAAUAGCCUCUUUGAGUCGUCUGUAUAUCCAGAUCCGUUUAGUGAGAAUGCACCGGUAGCAAUGAAAAAUACAACUGUAGACACAGUCGCAUGCAGCAGUGGUUUGGGUGUUGGUGUGGGUCUGGGCCUGGGCAUGGGUGGGCUGGGCGACGGUUUGGAUAAUAUAGCUGUGAGCUCUCUGUCAGCACAUCAUACAACUGUCGGCAGCACACCAACAAAGAGUAGUAUGCUGACUGUGUCGGGCGUGGGCCCAAGCUCUGGUAGCAGUGGCACCUCCGGACAUCGACGCAAUGUUAGCGAUACGUCUGCCUUUAAUAAAACUUUCGCCAACGAGACUUCUCAAUUUCUGGCGCCCUAUGAUCAUUCGGUCAAGAGUCGUGCGUCACACGCGAACGAUGCCAGUGGCGGCGGUGGCGACGACAGCAUGCUGGUCAAUGCAAUGGCCAAUUCUGGCACGAAUUAUGGUGGCUCGAAUCCAGGACUCUUUCUACCACCAGCACAAACGUUGCAUAUGCAAGGCCAAGGCGCCGCCGCCAUGUCGGCAUCAAUAUCGAAUGCUGAAUUGACAAGCGCUCAAGUGCUGCGUAGCAACAUAGAGACUAAUAAUAGUUUGGCACAUACAAACGUCGAUGCAGCGGCUGCGAAUCAUGCCAGUGGCAGUUCAUUAGGUAAACGCAUCGAGGCUUGGAAUCCAUUUGAAGAGCAACCAUUCGGACAAAUGACAGAAGAUCAUAUAUUCGAAGCAGAAUUUGAUAAGAUACGCCAGCGUGGCAGUCAAGGAAGUAUCACAGCUAAGUCUGCAUCGACUACUUCAACUCUAACGCCUACUGAAGGUUAUGCGACAAGUAUGCCUGCAACGCAAACGCAAACAACGUCGCAACAACUACAACAACAACCACAAACACAACUUCCGGUCACGGUCACGCCGUUCGGCCCAACAGUUGCCGGCGGCGGCGGCUCGGUUACAGGUGGCGGCAGCGGUAGUGUCAAUGCCGCCGUGGCACACAUACCCGAGGAUCCAUUCGGUUCGGCGCCAUUCAGCUUGCCGGCCGGAUUGCGCGAGAAAGCAACAACGCUGCGUAAAACUGGAGCUAAAUUUAUCGUCACCGGUGGUCCUUCGGCAUCUAUGGCUUCGUCUAGUGGCGGCGCGAGUGGCAACAUAACGGCGGCCUGUGGCACUACCUCAUCGACCGCUUCGUCUAAAUGGCUGCUAUCACCCACGCUCGAAGUGUCGAGUGAAGAAAAAACUUCUUUGAUAAAUAAUCUCAAAACAGAUUCGGAAGGUGGCGCUGACGGUGCUUUAGGCGAUGCACUACAUUGUAUUGGUGGUGGUGGUGGUGAUGGCGAUUCUGUGGCCACAUUGGCCGGUGUAGCAUUGCCGAGUGGUAAUUUUGUCAAACUUCCAUUAGAGGAUCGUAAUAAAUAUGAGAAAUUGCGUAGUAAUGAUAAUCCCACUUCGGAUGAUUCCGAUUCGGAAUAUUUUCAAGAAGACUACGGCAAUACCACUGGACCCAGCAGCACAAAAGCGAUUUUCAAGCAAAUUGUCACCAAUAAUAUACCAGAUACUAUACAUAAGAUACAGCAAGCUGCAUAUCACAAAGUCGAUAAGACACAGUUAAAAGUGCCUAUAGUUAAGAAAUUACGUCAUUCCACUAAGAAACCAACAACAGCCGCCCAGCAAGCUGCUCAACAAGUUAACGCCGCCUUAGAGCAACAUGAGCAACAGCAACAGCAAGCGGCUGCAAUUGCUGCCGCUGCAGCAGCUGCUUCCGGUGAUAAGUCGGAUAGCGAAGAUUCGAUCGGUUCUGCAAGUGAUUUGCGUGCCGAAGAUGAUGACUUUUUCGACGAGAACGAUGUGCAAACGCGCAAUACAAAACUACGACGUCCCGUCAUGGAUAUGGAUGGGAUAAGUGAGAGUGUAAAGACGUGUAGUUCAUCGGCUUACCAUGCGGAAUGUGAAAGUGUUACUACGCACGAAGAUGAUGUUAGUCGUGUGUUGGUUAAGGUGCGUAUGCGUAAGAAGGAUCGCACUGCGGCCGCUGUGGCUGCUGCUGCUGAAGCGAGUGGCAUUACAGCGCGCGAUGAUGAAAGUGAGUUGAGUCCGACAUCUAAUGAUUUUCUAAAUAAAUUCGGCGAUAAACCAUUAUUGCUCGACGAUGAAUUAGAUUAUGGUUCUGGUGAUUCCGAUUCGAAGGGUAAGAGUAGUAAUGAGACAGAAGAAUCGCCUGAAAAUGCGCCGUUACCGAAUUUAGUCUCAAACGCCAAUAACCAACCGGAGGAGUUGGAUGUGUUUGCGAUGGCGCCGUUUAAGAUGCCCGUGGGCUUACCUUUGAAAAGACGUACUUCCAAAAGUCAACGUUCGCUGCCCAAAGUGCCGGCCCGAAAUCCACCGGUGCAAUCGCAUUCCGUGGAAAUUUGGACAUCGACACCAGUAAAAGGUGUCGAUAAACGCACCAACUCAGUGGAUAAUUUUGCAAAUUUUCCUUCGGGUCCCUCACCGCAGUUGGACGAAUUUAAUGAACCAUUUUUCAAUCCAUUUGCCGAACCGAAAAUUAAUCCGAACACAGUAAUACCCAAGUCUCACGUACAAAGUUCGUCGAAUUUUGGCACUGUCACCGUUAUAUCGAACGCGGCAGAAGAGCCCAAAGAACCUACUACAGUAAAGCCACUACCAACAACAAACUUUGUGCCCAAUUUUCCAGCAACGGAGCGACCGAUUAUCGAGCCAAAGCUACCAGCUAGGGAAGUGUAUGCACCGGAACAAGAUCUCUUUGGUUCCGAACCAUUUCCACAGGUAAUUCGUAAAUCUAUAAUUGUGAACCCCAUAGAAGGUAUCAAUGACAGCGUUACCAGAAAUAAGAAUAACAAUAAUAUUGUGCAAAUAAAACAAGUCCAAGCAACAGCACCCAAUCCUUUGACUCAAACACAAAACCAACAUUCCGGUUUGACAACCAUUCCGGCGCCCUUUGGCGCACCAACAGUUCCACAGCCCAGUGGUCCUGCGCCACAACUUGUUACAAUUAACCAUUCAAUAAUUAUCAACAAAACACCCGAACCAUUGUCGAACUCCUCACUGCAAUACCGCAAUAAUAUCAAUUCAAUUCAAUUAAAUGCGUCCACAGCAGCGCUUCCAUUGAAUGUGUCAUCAAGUGGUGGCGCUACUAGCGCCUAUAUAAAAUUGCCUGCAACUAUAGCGACGAGCGCAAACAAUAUUACCACCGCCA